AUUAUACACAAUUGCAAGUGAUAUUACUCUUCGAUAUGUUCAAACAUUUCAAAAGAACUUUGGUUUUAGGAAAAGAAAUCGUGCCGGAUAUUUGUAAGAUAAUACAAUCGGGAAUGAGGUUUUUAGCAUCACUCCUUGAGUUUUUGCUUUUUUCAUACCUAGGUAAACUAAAUUAAUGGCUCAAGGAAGUUCACAAUAGACUGUAUGGUACAUUUCAUAUCUCGCCAAAUGUCAUUUUGCUGCCAGCUAUGGUUGGUGUAAUUGCUAAUAUGUAAAAUUAGCUGGCAUCGUCACUGGAUAUGAAGCAAUUUAUUAGGGGUCGAUACAAUCAAUGCUGACCUUAUCGGAUUUACUGGCGGACUUUCCCACAAAUAAAUUUUACCCUACCCUCCCUACUCCCUAUUCCCAUUCUACUUUCUCACACAUUCUCUGCAUCUCUCAAUACCUUGUUCAAUUUUCGAUCUCCAUCUCCUCAUUUUCUCUUAUCAAAGGUUCAAACUCAGAGGAGUUUGUGAUCUGAUUUAGGUGAUUUUACUUCAUUUUGUGUUUGUAUGAUGCCUAUGUUUUUAUGUUAUUUUUUGUUGGUUUUCCUUUUUUUCUUUCUUCGUAAACUAGAUCAACUGAGUGGUUACUAAUUUUCCAUCACUUUCAUGUUUCGUUUCAUGACUUACACGAUAUCUUUUAUUUUAGAUUAGAAAGAACAUGUGUUUGUUCUCAUCUUGAUUUUGAAGAUAGAUUUUGGACUAGUUAUUUUAUUCCUCCUUUUGGUGGUUGUUUUAGUGGUUAUGUUGUUCAAACUAACAAUUUUGGAAAACUUUUGUUACGUAAAUAAGGUGGGUUUAAUCUCUGCUUGUAAUUAAAACAUAAAAUAAUAAAUUACAAGUAGAAUGGAGCAACCCUUAUGAAGAAACCAAUAACUACUAUGAUAUUUACUUUGCAGUUUGUUUCUACUUGAUUAUGAGCCAUUUGAUUAAGCUGUUAAACUUGUACUCAUAUAUUCUCGAAUAUUAUUCUUUUGUCUCUGCUGUAACCCAUUUCUUCAAAUAAAUGUACAAAUGCUUAGUGGUUUAAAUUUGGUUGUUAUUCUCUGCUAGUCUUUAGGUUACAAUACAUGCAUGUCUUGAAAUAACUUCAUUCUCUCAUAGAUUUUGUAACCUUUAAAAAAUAUUUUCCAGCGUAGGCUAUCUAAACAUAUUAACAAUUUAAUUUUAAUUUUUGUAAUAUUUAUUUAACAGAUUAUGGAGAAUUAGGACCAGUUUCAUUGUCAGUGUGCAUAAGUAGUAAGUAGCAAUAAUAUAAAAUAAUUUUCUUCUUUCUAAAAUGUCCUUAAGGAAUGCUAAUUCUAGAUUUUCUUCCUGGAUUACUCCAAUUUACAGGCAUGGCAAGUUAAAAAGUUUUUUUGGUCGGUGAAAAGGAAAAUUAUUUAUAUAUUCUGUUGAUAUGCAUAAGUAGUAAGUAGCAAUAAUAUAAAUAAAUUUCCUAGAAUGUCCUUAAGGAAUAUAAUUCGAGAUUUACUUCCUGGGGCCCUCCAUUUUACACGCAUGGUAAGUAAAAACGUUUUUGGUCGGUGAAAAGGAAAAUUAUUUAUAUAUUUUGUAAAUCUGCAUAAGAUUAUACUAAUAAGCAUAAAAUUGCAAUAGUCAGUAUUAGAUUGCAGUAAGCAGUAUCGGAUUACAGUAAUCAACACAAUUUUCCUUUUUUGCUGGUAAGACAUCCUUAUUUGGUCUUCCCUGGAACAAUUAUGCAUACAUUUUUGCCAUUGCAGUUAAGAGAACGCGGUGCCUGAUUGAGAAAACGAUUGAAAAACAAGAUUUACAAAGACAAUUAGGAGUUGAAAUGAUGCCGUGGAGAAGUACAAAUGAAGAUGCAUCUUCUGCUGAAAAUAUGCAGAUGAAUGAACCCAACUUAAAGAAGAAAAGAAGCGAUUCAAAUAAUUGCCAUCAAUGUCGCCGAAACGACAAAGGAAGAGUCGUAAGAUGCACAAGGUGCAAUAAGAAGGGUUAUUGUAUUACAUGCAUCACCAAAUGGUAUGCAAGGAUGCAUGAGACAUAUUUUGCUGAAGCCUGCCCCAGUUGUCGUAACAUUUGCAACUGUACAGCUUGCUUACAGUCUGAUGUGGCCAAUCAAGAAUUGCUGAUGCCAGACCUUUGCAUUAGUGACAAGAGUCAGUACUCAAAGUAUAUUGUUCGAGUACUUCUUUCUUUCUUGAAGAACUUUGUCGCUGAGCAAAAUAUGGAAAAAGAACACGAGGCCAGAAUUCAAGGCUUAUCGGUUGCAGGACUACGGCUUCCCAAAGCAAACCUUAGCCAUGAAUAUCAACUGAAAAAAUGCGGUAAUUGCAAAUCUUCAGUAUUUGAUAUUCACCGAAGCUGCCCAAACUGUUCAUACAAGCUUUGUGUGAGCUGCUGCCAAGAGAUUAGAGACGGAUUUAUUUCUUACUGUAAACUGACAAAUAACGGCAACAUUAUUUGUCCAUCUCAAGGUAUGGGGGGCUGUGGUCCUAGGAUUCUGGAGUUGAAGUCCACAUAUUCAGUUAACUGGAUAUCGGAACUGCUAACAAAAGCAGAAUCCGUAGCUGAUGCUCAUGAACCUUCUGAAGGAGCAUGCUCAUGCUCGGGAUAUAAUCAUGGGAGUGAAUCGGAUCACUUCCAUUGUCCCACAGUUGAGGCCGUUGAAACAGCGGACGAAAAACAUUUCCAAUGGCACCUAUAUAAAGGUGAGCCUGUAAUAGUCCCUAACGUCCUCCGAAGAACGGCUGGGUUGAGCUGGGAACCAUUAGUCAUGUGGCGUGCUUCUCGCAAAAUCAAAAGCACUCAUGACUUGCGUAUUCUUGAGUUCAGCGUAACGAACUGCUUAAAUUGGUGUGAGGAAACAAUUAACAUACACCAAUUUUUCAAAGGAUACACUGAAGGCCUCUGGGACAGUGAAGGUCGGCCCAAAAUAUUAAAGUUGGAAGAUUGGCCUCCAGCUGAAUCAUUUGCAGAACGACUGCCGAGGCAUUUGCAAGAGUUUGUCAAAUGCUUGCCUUUCAAGCAUUAUACUCAUCAAGCUGGCUACCUCAACAUGCCAGCUAAAACACCAAAGAAAUCUUUGAAGCUAGAGUUGGGUCCAAAGAUAUGCUUUGGUUAUGGAGUCGAUGAGCACCUUGGCUUUUGUUCCGCAACCAAGCUCCAAUAUGCUCUUUCAGAUAUGGUCAAUAUCUUGAUGCAUACUGCUGCCCAGGACCCAGUUGUAUCUUCUGCAAGUAAUGAGAAAGCAAAUGAAAACGCCAUGAGAAAUCAACAAAAUGAAAGGGAAAAUAAAAAUAAGGGAAAAGAAAAAAUCGAUUCUUCAACCUUAGCAAACAAUGAGCAAAGGUUCGAUGAACAAAAAGGCGGUGCUGUCUGGGAUGUUUUCAGGAGACAAGAUGUUCCUAAAUUGGAGGAAUAUCUUAGGAGGCAUUACGGACAGUUCAGACAUAAAUUCCCUCUGCAACAAUUGUUUCACCCUAUUCAUGAGAAAGCAUUUUACCUAACGGGGGAGCAUAAACGGAACCUGAAAGCAGUAUAUGGAAUCAAACCAUGGACUUUUAUUCAGAAAUUAGGAGAUGCAGUGAUUAUACCAGCUGGCUGCCCUUAUCAAGUUCGGAAUUUAAAGUCGUGCACCAGUGUCUCUGCUAACUUUGUUUCACCAGAAAGUGUUGGUGAGUGCAUUCGUCUAUCGACGGAAUAUCGGCGUCUCCCUCACAGUCAUAGUUCCAAGGAAGACAAGUUGCAGGUGAAAACACUGGUUCUCUAUGCCGUAUGCCAAGCUGUGCAAUACUUGGAAAGGAUUGAUCUUAAUAAUACCUUAAGAAAUCCGUUUGAGCAUGAGAAUGUACAGCCAGGGGAGAGACCUAGUCAUUCACAAACGAGGAGGGAGUUGGAGAGGAUGAAAUUGGCUCUCGUAACGAAAGGCCACCUUUUUCAACCUCAUAUGAAAGAGUAUCUCUUAAAAGAGAUUUCGCUCCUCACGGACAAAAUAAACUCCAGUGCUGGCUCUUCUUAACCAUUAAAAAUGCAUUUUGUAUUAAUUAUAUGUUUCCAAUGUAUAUAGUUUUGAUCCAUAUAUACUUUUUUAUUUUUGUUAAUAUUGAUAGAGCUGUGUAUGUUAUGAAUGUUGUUGAGUCUGGUGAAUCAACUUGAAAUUAAAUGUAUUACUAUAUAUAGGCUACUGC
Messenger RNA from Erythranthe guttata (spotted monkey flower), 4195 nucleotides. NCBI's taxonomy places the organism in Eukaryota, Viridiplantae, Streptophyta, Magnoliopsida, Lamiales, Phrymaceae. The record is from RefSeq and is a predicted model, not a curated record.